Messenger RNA from Bolinopsis microptera, 818 nucleotides. RefSeq names its product iron-sulfur cluster assembly scaffold protein IscU-like. The coding region runs from base 37 to 480 and encodes 147 amino acids. NCBI's taxonomy places the organism in Eukaryota, Metazoa, Ctenophora, Tentaculata, Lobata, Bolinopsidae. Gene Ontology annotation, molecular function: ferrous iron binding; 2 iron, 2 sulfur cluster binding. The record is from RefSeq and is a predicted model, not a curated record. The transcript is spliced from 6 exons. Gene Ontology annotation, biological process: intracellular iron ion homeostasis; iron-sulfur cluster assembly. Gene Ontology annotation, cellular component: cytoplasm; mitochondrial matrix.
UUCAACACUACUAUAUAACAAAUAAUUUGAGUUAGGAUGUUAAGACUUACACAGACCGUGCUCCGGCCAACUUGUCAGCUGGUUCAGCAGACUGUAAGCUAUCACGCCAAUGUUAUUGAUCACUACGAGAAUCCCAGGAAUGUGGGAUCCUUCAAGAAGAGUGAGGGUGGUGUGGGGACUGGUUUAGUUGGAGCCCCCGCCUGCGGUGACGUCAUGAAGCUCCAGCUGAAAGUAGAUGAUGAUGGAAGGAUAAUUGACGCGAAGUUUAAAACCUUUGGAUGUGGUUCUGCCAUCGCUUCAAGCUCACUGGCUACAGAAUGGGUCAAAGGAAAACAUGUGGACGACGCUUCCAAGAUUAAAAACACAGACAUUGCCAAGGAACUGUGCUUGCCCCCUGUUAAGCUACAUUGUUCUAUGCUAGCAGAGGACGCAAUCAAAGCAGCUAUCGCAGACUACAGGACUAAGAAUACCAAAGAAUGAGAUAUUGAGAGCCGACCCUCCACAUUUGCACUGAUCGUCAAAGAAUUAAUUAGACCAUCUUAAAACUUUUGACUUUAUGUGAUAAUUUGAUACCAUAGCCAUUGCAUGUUUGUUUAUCUAUUGUAUUUGAAUUCACAAAAUGCGAUGCUACGGUUAAUUUAUUACAUGGGUGACAGUGUUCCUUACUAAACAAAAGAUUAUUGCCAUAAAAUUGUUCAACAUUUUAACAAGUUUUAGCAAAUAUUACACGCAUUUCAUUUCUCUUUGGAUUGUUUUGUGAACAAGACGUUAAGACUGUGUAACAAUCAAAGAUUCCAACAAAAUUCUUUGUUUACGAA